Molecule: messenger RNA, 1113 nt
Organism: Drechmeria coniospora
Lineage: Eukaryota; Fungi; Ascomycota; Sordariomycetes; Hypocreales; Ophiocordycipitaceae
Exons: 4
Coding region: 1-1113 (370 amino acids)
Source: RefSeq, a predicted model, not a curated record
AUGGCGCCACGGAAGCGUUCUGCAGCAGCUUUAGCAUCAGACCGACGUCGGUCAGGACGGCUUGCCAACACGCCAAAGAAGAGCUCUUACUUUGACGACGUCGAAGCCGAUGAAGGCGAUGGCACGCCUCCAAGGAAGAAGCGCGGGCGACCAUCGAAGAGAUCGAAGAGAUUGUCGCCGGAUACAGAAGAUUCUGCUGAGAAGUACCAAGAGGGUAGUGAUGGCGAUACAGUCGAUAAUGCCAUUGCAGCAGACGACGACGAUGACGAUGCACCACGCAAGGUUGAGAUCAUACCCCUCAUCAAGUUGAGAGAUACGGAAGGUGUUGAGUACGAAGGCCGCAAGAUUCACAAAAACACCACAUUGUUUCUCAAGGACUUGAAGGCCAACAACAAGCGCUCAUGGCUCAAAGCCAACGACGACGAGUAUAGACGUGCGCUCAAGGACUGGCAAUCAUUUAUCGAGACAACAACCCAGACCAUCAUUUCCAUCGACGAGACUGUCCCGGACCUACCGGUCAAGGACGUAAUCUUUCGCAUCCAUCGUGACAUACGGUUCAGCAAGGACCCAACGCCGUAUAAGCCACACUUUUCUGCUGCGUGGUCUCGCACCGGCCGCAAGGGCCCAUACGCUUGCUACUACCUCCACUGCGAGCCUGGCUCCUCUUUUAUCGGCGGCGGCCUGUGGCAUCCCGAGCCGCAGCACGUUCACAAGCUGCGGAGGAGCAUCGACCAACAUCCUACGCGUUGGAGGAGAGCGCUCAACGCCGAGCCCUUCAAGAGGGUCUUUUUUCCGACCGUUAAGCCGAGCGCGGGGCAUGAGGCGGUGGUGAAGGCAUUCGUGCAGAGGAACCAGGAAAAUGCGUUGAAAAAGAAGCCGAUGGGUUAUGAUGUCACUCAUCCGGAUAUUGAGCUCCUCAAGCUGCGAAAUUUCACCAUCGGCACUAGCAUCAACGUCGACAUGCUGUGCAAGAACGAUGCGCAAGAAAAGGUCGGCGACGUUGUUGGGGCUCUAUCGUCGUUUGUUACAUUUCUGAACAGCAUCGUUAUGCCAGACCCGAAUCUGGAUGUGGAAGGCAGUAGCGACGAGGAGGAUGAAGAUGAUAACAGCUAA